Molecule: messenger RNA, 1290 nt
Organism: Octodon degus (degu)
Lineage: Eukaryota; Metazoa; Chordata; Mammalia; Rodentia; Octodontidae
Gene: Rhag
Product: Rh associated glycoprotein
Exons: 10
Coding region: 1-1290 (429 amino acids)
Biological process (GO): ammonium homeostasis; ammonium transmembrane transport
Cellular component (GO): plasma membrane
Molecular function (GO): ammonium channel activity
Source: RefSeq, a predicted model, not a curated record
AUGAGGUUCACAUUCCCUCUCGUGGCCAUAGGCCUGGAGGCUUCCAUGAUUGCUUUAUUUCAAUUCUUUGUUGAGUAUGAAGCAGAUCAGAAUAUUGCCCAGCAACUGAACACGACCAGGCCAACCAAAAUGGACAGCUUCCUUCAGCUGUACCCCCUAUUUCAAGAUGUGCACGUGAUGAUAUUCGUGGGUUUUGGUUUCCUCAUGACAUUUCUGAAGAAAUAUGGCUUCAGCAGUGUGGGCUUCAACCUGCUCAUUGCUGCCCUGGGCCUCCAGUGGGGCACGAUUGCACAGGGGCUGCUCCACUCCCAGGGCCAGAAGUUCCACAUCGGAAUCAAGGAAAUGAUCAAUGCAGACUUUAGUACAGCCACGGUUCUAAUUUCUUUUGGAGCUGUCUUGGGAAAAACAAGCCCUAUCCAAAUGUUGAUCAUGACAAUUCUAGAAAUUGCUGCUUUUGCUGCCAAUGAGUUUCUGGUUGCUGAGAUAUUUAUGGCCUCUGAUGUUGGGGCAUCGAUGACGAUCCAUGCCUUUGGGGCCUACUUUGGCUUGACUGUCGCAGGCAUCUUGUAUCGAUCUGGCCUGAGAGAGGAGCAUAAGAACGAAGAGUCUGUGUACCACUCUGACUUAUUUGCAAUGAUUGGGACUCUUUUUCUAUGGAUCUUCUGGCCGAGCUUCAACUCCGCCAUUGCUGAAGCUGGAGACCACCAGUAUAAGGCCAUCGUGAACACCUACUUCUCACUGGCCGCCUGCGUCCUCACGGCCUAUGCGAUGUCCAGCCUCGUCAUGCACCGGGGCAAGCUGAACAUGGUUCACAUCCAAAACGCCACCCUGGCCGGCGGAGUCGCUGUGGGCACCUGCGCGGACAUGGACAUCCAGCCGUACGUGGCUAUGAUCAUCGGGAGCAUCGCAGGACUCGUCUCUGUGCUCGGAUACAAGUACCUGACUCCAUUUUUUGCCACCACACUGAGGAUCCACGACACAUGUGGGGUGCACAACCUGCAUGGCUUACCUGGCCUGAUUGGAGGUCUCUCAAGCAUUGUGGUGAUAGCGUUGGGAGUGUCCAACAUGUCUACUGUCGCCAUGCAGGCCGCAGCACUUGGUUCGUCCAUUGGAACAGCAGUUGCUGGAGGUGUGGUUACAGGUUUAAUUCUAAAGAUACCUUGCUGGGAACACCCCUCCAACGAGUACUGCUAUGAUGAUUCUGUUUAUUGGGAGGUCCCUAAGUGGAGAGAAGAUGAUAUCCACUCCCAUAAGGAUGAGGACCAAAAGCAGCUUGAACCUCAAGUGUAA